CAGGGGCGGACUGAACAUUUGGAAACUCGGGCACUGCCCGAGGGCCCGGGGUCAGUAGGGGGCCCCAUGAGAUGACCCUGGUACCUUUUUCAUUGGCUUUUUUGAGUUUGGGCAAGGACACAGGGACCCCAUGAUACCCUAUUGCCCGGGGGCCCCAUGAGUUGUCAGUCAGCCCCUGCUCUGCCCAUCAGUGCUGCCCAUCAGUGCCCAUCAGUGCUGCAUAUCAGUGCCCAUCAGCAUAGCCUCAUUAGUGCACAU
Messenger RNA from Staurois parvus, 258 nucleotides. The record is from the annotation of a GenBank genome assembly. Lineage: Eukaryota; Metazoa; Chordata; Amphibia; Anura; Ranidae.